Adineta ricciae is the source of this 978-nucleotide messenger RNA. Lineage: Eukaryota; Metazoa; Rotifera; Eurotatoria; Adinetida; Adinetidae. The record is from the annotation of a GenBank genome assembly.
AUGGCUUACAACGUGUCCAACGAGCAAGAUAAUAAUGGUGUUUACGCUUAUGAUCCACCACUUUCUAAGCUGAUUAAGUUCUGGCUGUUGAUCAUUGGUGUAACAACGGCUACACCAUGCUAUCUCUUCCUAAUCUACUAUUUCUUAACCAAGAAAUCUGUCCGAGAAGCUCUCUACAAUCAUGUGAUUAUUGCUAGUUUAUUUGUUGAUUUCAUCAUUCUUACCGUGGAUCUUUCAUGUCACAUGGGAUAUCUAAGAUUAGGAUAUCUUGUACCGUCAUCGCCAGCUCUCUGUUUGAUCUGGCAAUUGAUAGACUAUGGAUUCUGGUAUGGAGAUUUAUUCUUGAAAUCAUGGGCAGCUGUUGAACGUCACAUUCUGAUCUUUCAUACGAAUCUCAUCAGCACACCAUGGAAACGUGUCUUUGUUCAUUAUUUACCACUGGUCUUCGUGACGUUUUACACUCCACUUACCUAUGUCUACUUGAUUUUCUUUUAUCCUGCUGAACAUACUUAUAUUUACGAUAUAUUAAUGUGUAGCGGUCCUUAUUAUUAUUUAAACAUUCCAACGUGGCUGAUUUGGUAUGAAUCAAUCUUUCAUUAUGUCGUUCCGAUAUUCGUUCUAACUAUCUUCAGUAAUGCUCUCUUCUUUCGGAUUCUCCUUCAAAAAAGUCGUUUACGAGUUGCUCAAGGUUGGCGACAGUAUCGCAAAAUGACGAUACAACUGAUUUUUGUUACAAUCACCUAUCUAUUCGACUUGCCUUACAUCAUCGUCACCAUCGUACGAUGGUCUGGAUUUCCAAAUUUCGGAACCGACUUGCAAGGACCUUACUUUUACUAUGUGAAUUACAUUCCAAUUGUGCUUUUUCCAUUCGCACUUCUUUGCUCGAAUCCUAAAAUUUUAAGAUCAAGUUUCUCCUUGCGAAGACGACAACAUCGACAAGUGGGAGCGACAGCGCUAAACAAAACGAUUUUGAACUAA